UUCGAUAACUCGAUUUUUGUUUGUUUGGUGUGGAAUGUGCGGCGCGGCCACAAAACGUUUGAUCCGUGGACCUUCCCUAUUUCAACAACUCUGAGAAAAUGACCUCUUUGAGGAAUUUAGAAUACGAACAAUUAUGGUUGAACGCUCACACAGAUACCCGAGCGGCAGUUUAUACAUUUAGCUCCUGUAUAACACUUGCUGAUCUGAAUGCUGAUGGUGAUUUCAAACUGAUAGUAGCUGAUCUUGGUACAGGUUCAACUAAUGUUAAACUCAAGGUCUACAAAGGGACUUCACUCCACUCUGAAACUGCAUUGCUAGACGUUCCUACAGGGGUUGUAUCAUUUUACAUGGAUUUCAGUGAACCAAGAAUGCCAGCAAUUGCAGUUGCUUCAGGUUCAAAUAUCUACAUAUAUAAGAAUAUGCGACCAUACUUUAAAUUCUCCCUGCCAUCUAUGGAUGUAAAUCCUCUAGAAAAAGACUUGUGGAUGCAAGUACGUGAAGAACAAAUAGAAGUGGGUGUCCUCAUGGAGUUGUUGAACAACCUUCGGUUGGAAAUAGGAUUUGCCCAGCUUAGUACUCAAUCUCAACACCUAUUGGCUCAAGAUCCUACAACUGUGCCAUCAUUUGUUCAACAGUAUUGCAAAGUUCCUAUCAAGAGACAGACUGUAGUGACAUGUGUAACAACUUUAAAAAAAGCCUUGGCUGAUGAAAAAGCAGUGUCUUGUUUGGUUGUGGGCACAGAGUCAGGAGAAAUACUAGUUUUAGACCCAGAAGCUUUUACAAUCCUUGAGAAGAUUAAACUCUGCCACCAAGAGAGUUCAACACUUAUAGUACCAGCUGUGCUCUCUGCCUUUGGUUUACAUGCAGUAGAAUUUCGUAUUGUAGCAGCUUGUCGAGAUGGUAGCUUAAGACUUGCAAGAAGAGGGUGGACAGAAUCAAAGUUGCUGGUUCAACUGCCAGCUCAACCGGUUGCCAUGACAGUCAGCCCAGAAAAUGCAUCCAUUACAAUCGCUCUAAUGAAUCAAACCCUUCAAUGUUUUUCAAAAAAGGGUAAACUACAAUGGGUGGUAACUUUGCCAGCUGCAGCAUGUGCUCUAUGCCCCAUACCACUUCCUCAUCAGAGUACAACUCUUGUUGCCGUAUCCUUGAAUGGAGGCCUACUUCAACUUUACAAUGGUAGGCAGCUAGUUGAUGUCAUAAAAGCUCCACAAUCCGUGUCUGGGCUUGUUUUUGGGAAGUUUGGACAAGAGGAGAAUGCUCUGAUAAUGUUCACAGUCGAUGGGAGUUUAUUGGUUAAAAUCUUGAAGAGAACUGCUCACUUUAACCUGCAAGGAGGCAGCACAUCUGCUAAUGUUGUUCCUGGUGUGGCCCAACAAAUAAAACUUCAAAUUCCCAAAAAAACUAGGCUUUUUCUUGAUCAAACUAUGAGAGAAAGGGACAACUGCGUCAUGAUGCAUAGAACAUUUCAAAGAGAUCUGUUUCAGCUCAGAGUUGAUGUUGCUAGAGCCUGUGUGCAGGCAUUACAAUCAUGUAACAAUCCCAUAUCAUUGGAAGGUGCAGAACCAGUUAAACUUUCAGCUCAGGUCUUAGGACUAGGUCCUUUGUUUAAAAUGGUGAUCACACUUCAGAAUAUAUCAGCCUCCACUUUAAUUCAGGACAUUGGUAUUCUAUUUCACUUUGAUGACAAAAUGUACUCAAUGGAAAAACCAUUCAUCAAGGUCCCUAUUUUAUUACCGGGGGUGGAAUACCCUUAUGAAACAAUGAUUCGGAAUAUAUCAGAGCUGGCUCUGUCUGAUCAAAUCCGGGUAAUGGUUGUACGAGAGGGACAGACUCAACCAGUUUUGGCAGCCAUCAUAAAUAUGCCAGUUUGUGAUUUAUUAGGAAUGGUUUAAAGAAAUUGGAAGAACCUUCCAUCUUAUUGAAUGUAAUGUACAAAUCAACUGUAAGAAACCAAAAUCGUUUUUUUUGUUGUUUUUUUGUAAGGGAAACAUGCAGUGUUUAUGUGAUCAACCUCAUCAUGCGUACUAUCACUGAAGAAAGAAUUGAACCCUUUCUGAUUGGAAUAUUGAUAUCAGAGGCGUUAGAUUCUUUCCGCACAGAUAGUACUUCACAAAAUACAAGGUCAUACUGGACAAGUCAAGAGUCAGAUUUUGAGAAAAGAGAAAUACACAACUUAUGAUCAUAAAAAGAA
This is a messenger RNA of Frankliniella occidentalis (western flower thrips), 2191 nucleotides long. It is a transcript of the gene BBS1, whose product is annotated as Bardet-Biedl syndrome 1 protein homolog. Bases 99 to 1892 code for a protein of 597 amino acids. The record is from RefSeq and is a predicted model, not a curated record. Gene Ontology annotation, cellular component: centrosome; axoneme; BBSome. Gene Ontology annotation, biological process: non-motile cilium assembly; protein localization to cilium. Gene Ontology annotation, molecular function: patched binding; smoothened binding. The transcript has 11 exons. Lineage: Eukaryota; Metazoa; Arthropoda; Insecta; Thysanoptera; Thripidae.